CGGUGGCUCACUAAGGUUCCAUUGUUGUGGGAAUGGUGGCAGUGGUGAGUGCGCCUGGCGUUGCCUGGGGAACGCCAGGACUCACAGUAGCAAAAUGGGCCUCUCCCCGACGCCCCUCUUCCUCCUCUUCCUCCCCGAGCACAAAGCAAAGGGCACCCCUUCCUGGUGGAUGUCGGGUGUCCCAUCCAGAACUUUGAGGGGUCCCCUGAGGGACCCGUGGCGGAACCGGCCCCAAGUUCGUCGGAUUUCGCCUAUGUCUUCAGGAGGCUGGCUGAACAGAGAACAAGAUCGGAGUGGGAAAUGAGAGAUUCUUAAGUGGAAACGUACUGUUUAUCAGUUUACGAGAAACUGGAUCAUGGCUUAUUUCAGGAACAUAGAUAUCAUCAAUGUCACCGCCUUGCCAAUGGUGCCCGUAGACGAGCACCUGACUGUCUCCCUCGCUGCGCGGAACACGAUGAAGAAUGCCGCAAGGAAGAAUCUGGAAGACAAUCCACCCUCCUGCCUUAUUGGUUCCAUCCACCAGGUGAACGAAACGAUUGGGGAGCUAGAUCUGAGUCCCAAUGCGUUGGCCAACAACCUGGCAAUUGAGAGAUUUGAGUUGGAGAAGAAGGCUUUGAGAGAGAAAAGUCACGGCGACCCCGACCCGGGAGACAGAGACAAGAGUCCCAGAAAAUCACAGCAUAUUUGCAGAGGCUCGGAAUCUAGGAAUGUCAGAUCUUUCAUCAAUAAAAGGAAAACAGCAGAUAAAAAUCUGCUGGUGGAGCUGUACCAGCACCCAUAUAAAUUUAACAGCGCUGUGCCGAACAGGCUUCCAAAUGGGGUGAACUUCUGUGACAUGGUGGGCAAUGUGGUCCGGGCUGAGAGAAACCGCCUUAGUGGCAAGUCUUUCUGUUCCGAUAGAGAAUUAGAGAAGUUUCUCUCUUCUCCUUCUCCAAGAGCCAUAUGGCUGGAUAGCUUCUGGUGGAUCUUUCACGAGAGGUACCAGCCAAACAAGGAGAUCCAGAAUGAGCUGUUUGAUCGGAUAUCCCAACACUACGCGUCUCUCUUGUUGCAUGAAUCCAAAUCCCACUAUGAAGAGGCUCUCUUAAAAAGGCUGCCAUCACUUCUGAGUAAAGCCCUGUACACCAGCUUCUGUUGCUGCUUCCCACAGUCCUGGUUCAACACGCACGAUUUCAAGUCGGACAUCUGCAACACAAUGAGCCUGUGGAUUUCGGGUAUAUAUCCUUGCCUACAGAGCUAUAACAGCUGGGACUACUCGGAACUAGAUCCAGAGAGAUUCCGGAGAGAAGAAUUAAUUUUGCAGAGAAAACGACUGUUAAAGAGAAGAGAGUUUCUUUUGUCCACUUCUAAGAGCUACCCCUUCCAGAAGUCUACCCAGAGCAAGGAAGCCCAGGGCCCGAAGUCUUCCUGUAUAAAUUCAACCAUGGAGAAAGGUCCUAUGGCCAAGAAGAAAUCACGGGAUGGCUCACAAACACAGAAUGCCACAAAAGAGAAUCGCCGGCAGACUCUGGUCUUGAGGAAAGCUGCAAAACAAGUCAAGAGGAUAUCAGAAGCAAGAGAAUAUGAGAAUAUGCUUCCCAAGCAGUCUUACCCAGCCUGCAAAAGCCCCGAGCUGACUUUGAACUUCUUCAACAUUUACGGGAAGAGCCCUCUGAUUGUGCACUUCCUCCAGAACCACACCAGUCUGCAGCAGUGCGGCAAAGACGUGUUGAUAGUCAGAAGGGAAAAAACCAAGAGCAUCCCUGAGUCCAUCCUGACAUACGCCGAGGUCAUCGAACUGACCCUGAUCAACAUGAAGAAGCGGAAGGAAAACCUUCGCGAGCUGAACUGGCUCCACUGGAAUGAAUGGAGUUAUUUUCAUGAAUACCUAAAGGCACUACAAGAAAACUUCCUCAGUGAGGUGAAGAAUAUCGAUCAGAGAGCAUUGGAUCAAAAGAAGGCAAAUCGCAUGUUCAUCCAACCUUCAACCUUCAUUGAAGAGUCCCCCAACAAGAAAUUUAGAGGAAGCCAUGAGAGGGAGAUGGCGUUUAUUUCAAGGAAGGACACCAAGGAGUCAAAACCAACUCAGAAAAAGGAAGUCCGUUUCCAUAACCCCUCACCUUCUAACACACCUGGAUGAAUCCUUAUCCAAGAAUUGGGAGAACUUUUGGCUGAAGCCUGCCCAUGUUGUUGGGUUUCAUCUAAAACAGAAACAACAACAAAAAAAUAAUACUGCAACACAUUUAAUCAUUCCCAGUCCAUGGGACAAAGAAUAUUAAAGUUCACUUCUCUCUGGACCGAAGUCAGGAUUUAAACUGAAGUCACCUCAUUCAUUCAUGCCUUUACCAACUAAAUCUUCCAGUCACUUAGUAGCAGUAAUACUAUGGAAUACAUAAUAUUAUUAUAUAACACA
This is a messenger RNA of Panthera uncia (snow leopard), 2392 nucleotides long. It is a transcript of the gene FAM227A, whose product is annotated as family with sequence similarity 227 member A. NCBI's taxonomy places the organism in Eukaryota, Metazoa, Chordata, Mammalia, Carnivora, Felidae. The transcript is spliced from 17 exons. Bases 356 to 2119 code for a protein of 587 amino acids. The record is from RefSeq and is a predicted model, not a curated record.